UAAAUAUAUACAUAUAUAUAUACAGUAGCAAAACCAAAUAUAAAGCACUAUAUAAAUAAGUGCUAAUCUCGUUAGUCUCGGAAUUUAUUGUGCGAACCUGUACAUUGCCCACGCUCAAACCGGACAAGAGUGAAGCAUUGCGAUUUUUUUAUUGGCCGGGACUGAGAAAAAUUGUUCCUUAAGAAACCACUAAUUGUUCAAUUGUUGAAUUAUCAAUUGUCAAGAUUAGAUCAAGAUCAUUUAAAGAUUAUAGAUAAUUGAUAGUUGGAUUUGAUCUGGAAUUAAAAAUGUUAAGAAGCUCAGUAUCUCAUAAACUUAACUCUAACAAAUUUUCUCAAUUUGUUAGAUUUGCAUCAACUAAAUAUGAUGUCGUUGUUAUUGGUGGUGGACCAGGUGGUUAUGUUGCUGCUAUUAAAGCUGCUCAAUUAGGUUUUAAUACUGCUUGUGUUGAAAAGAGAGGUGCUUUAGGUGGUACAUGUCUUAAUGUUGGAUGUAUUCCAUCUAAAUCUCUUUUAAAUAAUUCUCAUUUAUAUCAUCAAAUUAAACAUGAUUCAGCUCAUAGAGGUAUUGCUAUAAAUGGUGAAGUUUCUGUUGAUUUCCCAAAAUUAAUUGAAGCCAAAGAUAAAGCUGUUAAAACUUUAACUGGUGGUAUUGAAUUAUUAUUUAAAAAAAAUAAAGUUACUUAUAUUAAAGGUGAAGGUUCAUUUGUUGAUGAAAAGAAUCUUAAAGUUAAACCAAUUGAUGGUGGUGAAGAACAAGAUAUUGAAGCUGAUCAUUUCAUUGUUGCCACUGGUUCUGAACCAACUCCAUUCCCAGGAAUUGAAAUAGAUGAAGAAAGAAUUGUUACUUCAACUGGUAUUUUAUCUUUAAAAGAAAUUCCAAAGAGAUUAUCAAUUAUUGGUGGUGGUAUUAUUGGUUUAGAAAUGGCUUCUGUCUAUUCUAGAUUAGGUACUGAAGUUACUGUCAUUGAAUUUUCUCCAGCUAUUGGUGCUGGUAUGGAUGCUGAAGUUGCUAAACAAUCUCAAAAAUUAUUAGCUAAACAAGGUUUAAACUUUAAAUUAGGUACUAAAGUUACUUCUGGUGUAAGAGAUGGUGAAGUUGUUAAAAUUGAAGUUGAAAAUGUUAAAUCAGGUAAAAAGGAAGAAUUAGAAGCUGAUGUAUUAUUAGUUGCUAUUGGUAGAAGACCAUAUACUGAAGGUUUAAACUUAGAAGCUGCUGGUUUAGAAGUUGAUAACAGAGGUAGAUUAAUUAUUGAUGAUCAAUAUAGAACUAAACAUGAACAUAUCAGAGUCAUUGGUGAUGUUACUUUUGGACCAAUGUUGGCUCAUAAAGCUGAAGAAGAAGGUAUUGCUGCUGCUGAAUAUAUUAAACAUGGUCAUGGACAUGUUAAUUAUGGAAAUAUUCCAUCUGUCAUGUAUACUCAUCCAGAAGUUGCUUGGGUUGGUCUUAAUGAAGAACAAUUAAAGGAACAAGGUAUUAAAUAUAAGGUUGGUAAAUUCCCAUUCAUUGCUAAUUCAAGAGCCAAAACUAAUUUAGAUACUGAUGGAUUUGUUAAAUUUAUUGCUGAUGCUGAAACUCAAAGAGUUUUAGGGGUUCAUAUCAUUGGUCCAAAUGCUGGUGAAAUGAUUGCUGAAGCUGGUUUAGCUUUAGAAUAUGGUGCUUCAACUGAAGAUAUCGCCAGAACUUGUCAUGCUCAUCCAACCUUAUCUGAAGCUUUCAAAGAAGCUGCUUUAGGUACUUUUGAUAAAACUAUUAACUUUUAAGUCAACCUAAAAAAUAAUCUAGAUUUCGAAUGUCUUGACUUUUAAUCUAAAAUUAUCUUCUUUACUCUUUGUAUAUUCAUAAUCAUACAAAUAAUACAUACAAGUGUACAUUAUAAAAAUUUAUAUGGUGAUGUCGCGGAUUUGAUG
Scheffersomyces amazonensis is the source of this 1910-nucleotide messenger RNA. RefSeq names its product dihydrolipoyl dehydrogenase (gene LPD1). Bases 288 to 1763 code for a protein of 491 amino acids. The record is from RefSeq and is a predicted model, not a curated record. Gene Ontology annotation, molecular function: flavin adenine dinucleotide binding; dihydrolipoyl dehydrogenase (NADH) activity. The transcript has a single exon. Gene Ontology annotation, cellular component: oxoglutarate dehydrogenase complex; mitochondrion. Lineage: Eukaryota; Fungi; Ascomycota; Pichiomycetes; Serinales; Debaryomycetaceae.